AAAGCGGGCUAGGGUGGAGUUAGGAAGGAAAGGAAGGAGUUUGAUGGCGAGACGCUCUACCUCACUUUUUCCUCCCUCCUUCCCUCCAUACCCGUAAGUUACCUCCAGCUGCGGCACAUGGCUCCCACUAUCCUCCUCCCUCACGCCCACACGCCCUGAAACAACAGAAAACAAGGAAAACAAUAAGAGGGCGUGUGUGUGUGUUUGUUUGUGAUACGUGGCUCAAUGUGGUUAUAUGGUGAGAGCAUCACAGGUGUGUGUGGGUCGGCCAGAGAGAUGAACACAGGCCAUGGCUACCAGGCAGGCAACUGCGUAACGUGCGGCGUCAGCACCCGGGCGCUGCAGGCUGAGGUGGAGGUGCUGAGGCGGAGGCUGCUGGACCGGGACGUGGCCAUCGUGCAGCUUGAGGCUCAGAUGGCACAGGACCGCCACCACCACCACCCCGCCGCCACCGCCUCCCCCUCGCCCGACCAGACCCAGCCGCCCCCGCCGCACCCCCACACCCACCACUACCCCCAGGGACAGGUGGCGGUCCUACGAGCACAGUGCGAUCAUUGGCAGGACAAAUAUGACAGACUGUUGGAGGCUCACAAGCGGCUCCAGAAGGUGAACCAGGGCCUGGAGGACAAGCUGCUGAGGCUGGUUGACCGAACCGAGAGCGAGAAGUCCAGCCUGACCGCCGAUACCGCCAACCUCACCACCGCCCUCACCACCGCCGCCCAGGCCAUCAACCGUCUCAAGCAGGAGAAUGAUCGCUACCGUAAUGACCUCAAUCUGGCCAUCCAACUCCUGCAAUGUAACCCCAGCAAGUAUGCCGCCCACAAGCUGGACUCGCUUCCAUCAGACCUGCAGCGUAAGGCCAAGUCCCGGCUGGCGAGGGAGCCGCGUGAGGCCCCCAAGCCCGAGGUGAAGGUGAUCAAGGUGCCCAUCCCUACCUUCCCCCCCACGGCCAUGGUAUACUCCGUCAAUAAGUAUGCAGAGGAGAACACUAAGGAGGAGCCCGUGGAUGCCGUGUCCGCAGCGAUCAUGGCGGCCGUGUUAGAGGAACGGCAGAAGGAACGUGCCCGACAACACUGCUCCACGUGUACCUGCGGCUCCCCCGGCACCCUGCACACCCCACACGCAUCCCCCCCGCACCCCGGCAGCGAGGACGACCCCAACGGCAACCCCCACAACCCUCACAACCCCCCUAGUUCACGGUCGCAGGGUAUCGGGGGGUUGGGGUUUAGGGUGAGCGUGGUUGAUGUCGGAACGCAAGUCUUCCCCUCGUACAUCGGGGAAACGGGGAAGGUGCAGUCCACGUGUAUAUACUGCCACCACUCCCCAAGGGCCCCGGUGCCACCCCAUAGCUCAGAGGUCAACGGGAAGGGGAGGUCAGGUCAUGAGGAUGGGGUGCCGAGCCGACCCCCUAAGACAGCCUCCCCAGAUUCAGCGUGGGAUUGGGCGGCUGAGGGUCAAGAUUCCGGGUCACCCUCCACCCCUUCGUCCCUCGUCAGUGCUUCCCUCAGCUACGAGAGUGAAACUAGCAAUGUCACAUCCCCCCAGGAGUCCCCCGGUCGCCUAUCCCUCCUCCCGACAUCCUCCAGUAAGCCGCAGGGGUGUGGGAGCCUUGGAGGUGGGUACAGUGUUGGUAGUGGGUGUACUGGGUUGUAUGGUAGUGGUGGGGGUGUGGCCGCAUCCCCGACGUCCCCACAUAGCUCACCGGAUGGGUAUGCGAUGGGGAAUGGAAUGCCCAGACACCUCCCUCCGCCAGUGUCAUAUCCCUCAUACCACCAGUCAUACCAUCCCCCCACCACCAUGAACAUACCACAUAGUCCGCCUGAUAUGUCCCCUUCCCCGCCCUCCACCACCACCCACUACAACCACAAACACCACCACUAUAAGUCUCACCACAACCACCACCACCGAUUACAGUUCAACGCACGCUCCCCCUCGCACGAUGUUUUCACCCCCCCCAUACACAGAUCGCCGCCCCAGAGACACAGGACGACAACGGAGCGAUCCUGGUCGCCUGAGGUCAUAGCGGCCAGCACCUACACAAGCUCCAGCACUGAAACCACCUUAUAAUCAACACCCUAAUCACUUUUUUCAUUGCCGUUUCUUCUUUUUUUUCAUCGAUGGUCACCUUGAAUCCUCCUCGUCCCAUACCCUUUGGACCUUAUAAUCAGCAUCCUAAUCCCUUUUUUUUUUUUUUUUACUGCGGUUCACCAUAAAUUCUCACCCCAGUCUGUCAUUAACACCCGUAAGGUUUAUUUUUACACUGUUUACCGUGAGCUUAACACCCUAAUUGGUUUUCCUAAUGAGCGUUUACCUGGAAUUCUCUACCUGGUCCAUAAUCAGUAUCCUAAUUGGCUCAUUUUGACACCUGUGGACCUCAGACUCAACACCUUAAUUGCUUUUCCUAAUGAGCGUUUACCUGGAAUUUCUACCUGGUCUGUAAUCAACAUCCUAAUUGGCUCAUUUUUACAUCUGUGGACCUUAGAAUCAACACCUUAAUUGCUUUUCCUAAUGAGUGUUUACCUGGAAUUCUCUACCUGGUCCCUAAUCAACAUCCUAAUUGGCUCAUAUUUACACCUGGGGCUUUAGACUCGACACCUGAAUUGCUUUUCCUAAUGAGCGUUUACCUGAAAUUCUCUACCUGGUCCCUAAUCAACAUCCUAAUUGGCUCAUAUUUACACCUGGGGCUUUAGACUCGACACCUUAAUUGCUGUUCCUAAUGAGCGUUUACCUGGAAUUCUACCUGGUCCAUUAUCAACAUCCAAAUCGCUUUUUUUUUCAUUAUUAUUAUUUUUACUCCUUCCGUCGUUAUUUCUCACCCGAUAGAGUAAAACCGUACCUCAUGGUCACCUUAAUUGCUUUCCGUACACCUUUACCUGUCCAGUACCUCCACCCGUUACACCCUCAUUGCUUUCCUCACACCUCUAUGCACUGACCCACUGAUUUCACCUACACCCGUAAGUCUAUAGAAUGGUACACACCUUGAAUGAAUCCUAACCUACACCUUUUUUUGUACCUUCCCCAUACACUUAUACAAGCAUUUACACUCAUACACUCCCUUUCACAUACAUUCCUUUCCUCCUAUACACCCCAAACUAAUGCUAACCUAAUAUACACGUCUUUUAUAGCUCGUCGUACAUACAUACUCACUCACACUCAUGCGUUUCAUUAUAUAGUUUUUCCCUUCUUUCUACACACCCCAAGCUAUACCUAACCUAAAGGAUAUGCUUCUUUGGACUUUAGACUGAACACCUUAAUUUUUUUAUCGCGGUUCAUCGUAAAUUCUCACCCCAGUCUGUCAUCAGCGCCCGUAAGAUUCAUUUUUACACCGUUUACCACGAGCUGAACAUCUUAAUUCCGUUUCCUAAUGAGCGUUUACCUGGAAUUCUCGCCUCGGUUCCUAUUCAACGUCCUAAUUGGCUCAUUUUUAUACCUGGGGAUUUGACGACACCUUGAGUUAUUUACGCCUGCCUACACACAUAUACACCCUGAUACACUUUCCUAUACAUUCCGUCCCUUUCUCUACACCCUAAACUUUUCCUGAACUGAUAUACACUUCUUCUACAUCUCCUCAUACACUUCUACAACUUAUUCACUUUUUUUCAUUAUUUCACAAAC
Eriocheir sinensis (Chinese mitten crab) is the source of this 3615-nucleotide messenger RNA. Its product is annotated as tight junction-associated protein 1-like. The transcript is spliced from 7 exons. NCBI's taxonomy places the organism in Eukaryota, Metazoa, Arthropoda, Malacostraca, Decapoda, Varunidae. The record is from RefSeq and is a predicted model, not a curated record. The coding region runs from base 226 to 2067 and encodes 613 amino acids.